AUGCUUGUACCAGGGUUGGAUGAGAACUUACUUAGUGUGGGUCAGAUGGUAGAACAUGGCUAUUAUCUGGUUUUUGGAAGUUCAAUGGUGGAGAUAUUUGAUGACAAGUCAAUGGAAAAUCUGGUGGCAAAGGUUUCCAUGAUAGGAAACAGAUGUUUUCCACUCUCACUAAAAUAUGCAAGCUCUGUGGCUAUGAAAGCAACAAUUGAAGAAUCCACUUGGUGUUGGCAUAGGAGGUUUGGUCAUUUGAAUAUGCAAAGUUUGAAGUUGUUACAACAACAGGAGCUGGUCUAUGGACUGCCUGAUAUUAGCAAUGCAGACAGAAUUUGUCAAGACUGUGCAAUUGGAAAAUCUCACAGAAGGCCUUUGGUAAAGAGAAAACUUGGAGAGCUUGUGUACCUCUGGAACUGGUUCAUUCAGAUGUCUGUGGACCAAUGCAAACUACAACAAUAG
Prunus armeniaca (apricot) is the source of this 453-nucleotide messenger RNA. Lineage: Eukaryota; Viridiplantae; Streptophyta; Magnoliopsida; Rosales; Rosaceae. The record is from the annotation of a GenBank genome assembly.